Penaeus chinensis is the source of this 3508-nucleotide messenger RNA. Its product is annotated as proteoglycan 4-like. NCBI's taxonomy places the organism in Eukaryota, Metazoa, Arthropoda, Malacostraca, Decapoda, Penaeidae. Gene Ontology annotation, cellular component: extracellular region. Gene Ontology annotation, molecular function: chitin binding. The record is from RefSeq and is a predicted model, not a curated record.
CGGGAGCUACGAGGUGGAAGGGAGGUGAGACUGCUGCGCGCCAGCGGUUGGAGAGACUUGACUUUGCGUUUCUGGAACCUAAAGGGCAUUUUGAUGCAGAGUCAUAAUCAAAGAAAAAUACCCGAAGUGAGACAGUGUAAGCCCGAUAUAAGCGUGUGUAAAUCAGUGAAUUAUCCUUGGAUAUUUUACCUUUAAACGAGGGAUAGGAUCGUGCAUGACGAGGCCGACCCCGCCAUGCAGGAAGUCCGGACCGCCACACCCCCCCCUUCGCCGCCGCCGCCGCCGCCCCCCCACGCCCCCCUCCCGCCCUUACGCCCUCUCCGCCGCCCCCCUCACUUCCUCUUCUUCUUCUUCUUCCUCUUCUUCCUCUCUUCCUCGAGCGUGAGGGAUGUCGGGGUAGCGGGUCAGAGGAAGGCUGCGGGGACAUUAACACUCCUGGGCGCCGUUCCGAAUACCUCCUUCACGUGUGCAGGUCGUACGGCAGGUUACUACGCCGACCCGGAUACAGGAUGCCAGGUGUACCACAUGUGCGACACGCUGGAGAAGCAAUAUUCGUACCUGUGUCCCAACUACACACUCUUCAACCAGAAGUUCAUGGUGUGUGAUCAUUGGUACAUGGUUAACUGCUCCUCGGCGACCACGUUCUAUGAUCUUAACCACCAUAUUGGCGAGGUUCCAGACAAGAAGGAAGGCCAGGGCGCCGGAGCCAACGUGAUCCACGACGGCGGUGAAGGGUCUCCCGAGAAGGACUCUCCGGGGAAGGAGUCGAAGUCCGCACCUGCGGCAGUCGUUUCCAAAGCCCCCGGGACACCUCCCACGAAACCGACAUUCCCGGCCACCGUCAGCUCGAAUCAGCAGCGGACGUCGCCAAGACCCACACCUUCCACGAGUCAAACUCCUACCGAUGCCCCCCCUCCUCAGAGCCCCACGACGACCUCGAGGCCUUCACCAGCGUCGGAUAUCUUCAAGGGCCCUCGGCUGCCGACGAAGCUCGAUUCCCGCGUCGACAUCCCCUUCCUCCAGACGACGCUGACGGCGCCCUCCUCCCCGAUGGUCCCUGCCUUCGUGGCGCGCGACCCCGUCAGCAAGUUUAGCUUCACCAGCAACAGAGAGGAAGACUCGUCCGUCGAUCCCAUAGAAUUGCAGGACAUCGUUUUCCGGCCGCUGGUUGCUCGGCCGAAGAACAGGACCAUCUCGACCGACCUGGUUCCGCCGCCGAUGCUGAAACCUCUGCUCGCCACCGCCACCCCCCUCGACCAGCGGGCUCGGCCACAGGAUGAUUUUGCGGUCUCCCUGAACUCCACCGCCUCAGGAGGAUUUCAGGUACCUAGCACUCAUUUCCAGCCCCCGAUAAGAGACUCGGAUGUCACCCUCAGGCCCCGAGGAAGAGAAUCCUCAGUCUCCUUCACUCCUCCCAAAAUAGGAGCGUCGGUAAUCCCCCAGUCCCCUGCAUUAGGAGCGCCCGCCAUUCCUCCGAGUGUCUUCUUAGAACCUCCUCCCGUUUUCCCGGUCCGCUUCGCCUUCGGGACGGUGCCUCCCCCGCGCGGCCAGAGACUGAACCCCCAGCCUCCUCCUAGGAUGAAGCAGGAGGCGCCGACGCCGUUAGCCUCGCGCAUGGGUCUCCUCCGGCCCUUACACACUCCGGUCUCCAGCGUCCCCGUGGAAGCCAUGCACUUCUCUUCGGCUCGCGGCAACCGGGACUUCUUCAUCCCAUCCGAGGGCCUCACUUUGCCGGCGGAGGACCUGUCCAUCGUGAGCGAGAACAGCCUGGGCGAGUCGCAUAAUCACCACACACACGACCACCACCACGACCACAUGACUAUGGUGUUCCCUGCUGAUCCCAAUGAGGAGUUUGCGGCGCUUAAGCUUAAUCCCGAAUGCCCCAGGUGUCACCCAGCUUUCCUGAAACCUGGCCAGUGCACGCCCUGCGUCCUCAUCAGAUAGAGAUGGAUGCAGUCAUUGGCGGAAAGAGGAUAAGCAACAUAAGCUGAAACGGGAAAUGGCAGAAGGGAGGGGGUAUUUUUGUAAGUAUUAAAGGUUUACGAAAAAAAAAACACUGACAAUUAUAGAUGGAGAUGAGUUCAUAUUUGCAUUAAAAAAUAACUUUCAACCUUAUAAAAGAAAGAAAAAAAAAAGAGAUAACUAAAAACUAAAAUAACAAAAGUCUUAUUCCGGCAUGGAUUAGGCCUGAAGUUUGACUUUUUGCAUUUUACAUUAAACAACCAAAAAAUACAUAAUUCCCGACUUCCUAAGAAUAUUUAUUUAGUUAUCGUCUUUAAUAACACGUAAUACCAUUAGAAAAUUGCAGUCUGUCUAAAAAAGAUAAUUGAGAACGCGCGGUCUGCCAUCAAAGAAAACGUGGAAGGCAAUACAUUUGUGAUUUAUCGGUUUUUGUUAGGCACACAUCCUGAACAGAAUAGCUAUACUUCAGCAUUUUAGAUAUAAUUAGAUGGUAGCAUGACUAAAAGCAUAUAAGUAUUUGCAUUUAAGGAAAAAAUAAAGCAAAAUACUUCAUUACUGUAAAUAUUAAAAGGCUUCCUUGUGUAAAGCACACGAGAUAGCAAAUGCAAUAUCCGUAGCAGAAGACCAGAAAUAAUUUAUUACUGAUUUAUGUAAAGAUAAGGAGAGGCAUGUGACGUUAAGAAUCUACAAAAAAAGAAAUCCUGAUAUGGAAAACCUGGCGCUUUUUGUUCUUGUUAAUUAACAUGCUUUUGCUAGUUUUACUUACUAGUUACUGAAUUAGGUGUAACGCUAUAUAUGUAUUCGACAACGCUUACUAAAAUAGGUGAAUUUGUAAUGCCUAUUUCAUAAUUAAGCAGCAGUAACAGUCAGUAACAAAUGACACGCUACCAAGGAUUAGUAUCAACAAAAUAUACCAUAAACCAUACUAUUAUCAUUACAGGAAGUGAGCAAAUGUAAUUCUCAUUCCCAGUACAAUGAGUACCUGGAACAAUGCAUUUAUAUAUAUUACUGAACACCCAGUUAUUUUUUCCACACAAAGUAAAGCUUGAGAUACAAGUCUAUGGAUAAUGGAAUCCUAAAAUAUCCCAGUGCCAAAAGCCGGUCUAGAAAUAAACAGGAUUUGAGUCAACUAAUUACCAGUGAUGGGCCUUUUUUUUUUUUAAAGUGUAAUUUUGUCCAAUGCUCCAAUUUCUUUCAUACAAGGCCAGAGUUGGAUAAAUAUUUGGUGUAUGUGUAAAGGUAUCAAUGACAUGGUAAUUAUGUAGAGAUUUUCCCACACACGGAAUGGAGAAGGUAUUACUUCUCAAUGGGCAGUGUUUUAAGUGUGAUUACAUACCUCAUGUAGGAUUUUGAUGUUAUAAUUAUGAAAAUGUGACGUUAGAUGAAACAUACAACCGAAAAGUAUAAGUAGAUGUAUAGAUAAGGUUUUUUUUUUUAUUCAUCUGUCAAUAAAAUUCAGUGUGUGUACAUGUGUACGUAUGUGGGUGGAUGGAUGUGCAUCUGUAUCACAUAGCAACACAUGCACACACAAUAAUAUAUACAUAUA